Molecule: messenger RNA, 6512 nt
Organism: Monodelphis domestica (gray short-tailed opossum)
Lineage: Eukaryota; Metazoa; Chordata; Mammalia; Didelphimorphia; Didelphidae
Gene: RSPH4A
Product: radial spoke head component 4A
Biological process (GO): cilium assembly; axoneme assembly; cilium movement involved in cell motility
Cellular component (GO): radial spoke; axoneme
Source: RefSeq, a predicted model, not a curated record
CGAGUAGGUUGCUAUAGAAAAGGAUCCCCAAACCGCUCAAAUCCCCGGAGUUCUCCUAGAGCCCCUCUUCCUGGCGCCCCACAAGCGCACCUCUUUAUACAAAACCAGUACCUCUAGGUCAACAUCUAUCAUCUCCCCCAAAAAGCAAUGGAAGUCUUUGCUUCCCCCAGGUCGGAGGAAUCCCAGGAGGAAGAUGAGCAAGAAAAGCAAACAGACAGAGCCUGGGAAAACAGGCAGUCUGGGGAAGCUGCUUCGCCUUCCUCGUCCCAGGAACUCGAACCUGAGGUAGCUGACUCCCUUAAGGAAGGAGGGCAGCCUGGGGAAGUUGCUCUGCCUUCCUCAUCCCAGGACCUGGAACCCAAAAUAGCUGACUCCCUUGAAGAGGAAAAGAACCUGGCACCUGAGCCUCAGCCCAGUGAUGGUACCCUACCUCAGAGCCCCGGAUCUGGAGGGAGAGUCUCUGGAGCUCACUUAGGAGAACCAGACGCUGCAAUUAGUCCUCCUGUUACAGAACCACGUUCGGAAGGUCCUCCUCGCUUGAGGCCGAGUGCCCCAGACUUUGCUCCACCUACCAGGCCUGAACAGGACAUUCAUGAAACUUCCGAGGCCGGAGAGCCUCGUGCUAGCCACUCAGAAGUUUCUUAUGAGAGGCAAUCGACUCCUCACUUACCUGGUUCAGAGGAAUUCCCCUCUUACUUCUUCCAACAACUCCAAGACCUGAAUCAAAACACCAGUCCGCGAAAAGAGCCGGUAGAUUGGGGCAUUUUCCAUCAGGAUGAAUCAAAAAGUAGCUCUGAUCUUAACCAGUCAGAACUUGGACUGAAUCAAAAGGGUGCACCCGAACCUGCCGCACCUAGUAAACUAGAGAUUGCAGCCCAGAAUGCAAAGGCGUAUCUGCUGAAGAGAAGUAGCAAAUCGGGUCUAAAUCUAUAUGAUCAUCUUUCUAAGAUACUGACUAGAAUUUUAGAUGAACGUCCUGAAAAUGUUGUUGACAUCAUUGAAAAUAUCAGCCAAGAUGUGAAGAUGGCUCAUUUUAAUAAGAAAUUGGACACACUCCAAGAUGAACAUGAAGUACCUUUGGCAUAUGAAAUAGCAGAGAAACAAAAGACACUUUUUCUCCAAGGGAAUUUAGAAGGUGAUCAAGAACAGGAAGAUGAAAUAGCAGAAUCUCCUCUUCCAAAUAUAAUGGAAUCAGCUUUCUAUUUUGAACAAGCUGGAGUUGGUUUGAGUACAGACGAAACCUAUCGCAUUUUUCUUGCCCUCAAACAACUCACUGACACACAACCAGUACACACAUGCCGCUUCUGGGGGAAAAUCUUGGGUCGAGAAAUGAAUUACAUUGUGGCCGAAGUGGAAUUUCGUGAAGGGGAAGAUGAAGAAGAGAUAGAAGAGGAAGACAUGAGUGAAGAAAGUGAGGCUGAUGAAGAUGAGAAAGAUGAAUUACCUAAAUCUUCUUACAAGGGUACACAAAUAAUACCAAAAGAAGAAAACAGAACAGGUGCCAACAAGUAUGUUUAUUUUGUGUGCAAUGAGCCAGGAAGGCCUUGGGUAAGAUUACCAUCAGUCACACCUGCACAAAUUGUUAUUGCAAGGAAGAUCAAGAAAUUUUUCACAGGACGAUUAGAUGCUCCUAUCACAAGUUAUCCUCCCUUUCCAGGAAAUGAGAGUAAUUACUUGCGAGCACAAAUUGCUCGCAUUUCAGCAGGAACUCACAUUAGCCCCCUAGGUUUCUAUCAUUUUGGAGAAGGUGAAGAAGAGGAAGAUGAAGAUGAAGAGGCAGAAGGUGGACGGGACAAUUAUGAGAAGAAUCCUGAUUUUGAAGGCAUCCGAGUGACUGACCUAGUAGAAUCUCUGUCUAACUGGGUUCAUCACGUACAAUACAUUUUACGUCAGGGUCGGUGUAACUGGUUUAACCCCAUACAAAAAAAUGAAGAUGAGGAAGCGGAAAAGGAGGAAGAGGAAGAGGAAGAGGAAGAGGAAGAUGAAGUAGAAGAAAAAAGAGAGGAGCCAGCUAACAUAGAAAAAGAAGUGGGACCACCUCUUUUGACCCCAAUCUCUGAAGAUUUAGAUAUUCAGAACAUACCUCCUUGGACAGCCCAGUUAUCUUCAAAUUUGAUUCCUCAAUAUGCUAUUGCAGUACUUCGAUCUAACCUUUGGCUUGGAGCAUAUGCCUUCUCUGAUGGCAAAAAGUUUGAGAAUAUCUACAUGGGUUGGGGUCACAAGUAUAGUCCAGACAAUUAUGUGCCCUCACUUCCACCACUUGUUCAAAAAGAGUACCCCAGUGGGACAGAAAUCAUGGAAAUGGAUGACCCCACUGUGAAUGAGGAGCAAGCUUUCCAGGUUGCCCAAGAGAAAGCUUUAUUUGAAUCUGAAAAUAUUGAAGAGACUGAAGAAGAAGAAGAAGAAGAUGAAGAUGAAGAUGAAGAUGACUAAUAAGAAUGGGAAAAUGAACUCAGUACCUCAAAGAGAAGAGAUUUGGGGAUACAUAUAUAAGUGAAAAUAAUAACUAAUCAUGUUCAGGAAUGUGCUAUUCCUUAAAGAUGUCAAAUUUGGGAUUUCAUAUAUGGAUUUCAUAUUUUAUGUAUUUACAAAUAGGUAUUUAAAUGGGAGUGUGAGGAUUAAUGUAGCAACUGACACUAUAGCACUAUAAAACAUGCAUAAAAAUGAGUAAGGGCACUGUGGAAUAGAGAAUUAGAAAAAUCUUAGCUUUACUAAAACUAGCUGUGUGAUCUUGGACAAGUUGCUUAGUCUCUCUGUGCUGUCUCCUUCCCCAUCUCUAAGUCCUCAUCAAUUCCAAAAUUCUAUGAUGUUUUACAGAAUGGUCAAUUUAGAGGUGUUGAUCUAUGUCUCAUUUUGGGAAAAAUGAUUUUUAAAUCCUGUUUUGAUAUUUUUGUCUCAAUACAUAUAUAAUACUAACUAACUAUAUGAAUUAUGAAUGAAUGAAAUAUGAAAGAACUAUAUGAAUAAUUAAUUAUAUGAAAAACACAUGGCUCUCAACGUUCCUUCAGUACAUAAGAAGCAGAGAAUAAAAGAAUAUGCAUAAAAAACUAUUUAAGUUCUUCAAGAAAAAGCAUUAUAUAGAUUACAGGUUCAUAGCCUAAGAGUUCACAGAUUAUGGAUUUUAGGAGCUGGAAAACUUGGGUAGGGAAAAAAAUACAUUAUUAUUAUUUUUAUUAACUUCCAACUAAAAUGUAGCAUUUCCUUUAAUUAUUCAAAAAUAAUGGGACAGUUAGGUAGUUCAGUAGCGAGAGUAUCAAUUCUGGACUUGCAAGAACCCAGGUUCAAAUUUGGCCUCAGCACUUUCUAGCUGUGUGACCCUGGGUAAGUCACUUAGGUCCAAUUGCCUAAUCCUUGCCCUUCUGUUUUAGAGUUCUCACUGGGACAGAAAGUAAGAGUUUAAAAUAAAUAGAUAAAUAAAAACAUUAUUCUGAGUUUUCACCAGAUUGCCAAAAGAAAUUGUAUUCUAGAUCUAGAGCAGGGGUCCCCAAACUAUGGCCUGUGACCAUUUAUCCAUCCCCCACUGCACUUCCGGAAGGGGCACCUCUUUCAUUGGUGGUCAGUGAGAGGAGCUCAGUUGUGGUGAUGCUGCAAAGCACGGUGUCACUCACAUAUAAUACUACUUCCGGUGACAUAAUCCUUUGCGUGGUGCCUUGCUCUGAGAGUAACUGAAUGAGAACGAGGCGCCACACAAAGGAUUAUGUGGCUGCACAAUGGAAGACGUCAGCAUGGUGAGUGGUGAUCUGUGGGAGGGGAUUCUGCACUGUGUAUACUGCUGCCCGGUAUAGUGGUGGCAGUGAUGGGUCUGUGCAAGGUGUGACAGGCCUAUGACAUCCAGCGCUGCAGCCUCUGCUAUCCCAGACAGCGGUAUACAGACUUGUUCAUAGUGUUUUGUUUUGUUUUUUAUAGUUCGACCCUCCAACAGUCUGAGGGACAGUGAACUGGCCCCCUGUGUAAAAAGUUUGGGGACCCCUGGACUAGAGUAUAAACAGCUCUUACUAAAGUAGCUGCACCAACAUAACUUUUGGAAGAGAUUCCAAACAUUCGAAGACAAAAAUACUAAUCAAUUGUCACCAAAGGAGACUCUAUGGUUUUCCCAGCAGCUGGAAAGUAUAUUUAACAAGCAAGGCAGUUAACAUAAAUUUUUACAAAUUUACCUUCCCUGGGAAAAGGCCUUUAAUUCAUAUGGUUUACAAAACAUUUCUACAACUUUUAUUAAAUUGCAUUCUCAUAGCAUGGAAGAACAGACAUGAUUUCUGUUGUCUGUGAGAAAACAUACUUAGAGAAAUUUAGAGACUUGUCUCAUGCUCUAUACAGGAAGGAAACUGUGGAGAUGCCACUCAAACCAAGGUCUUGAUUUCAAAUCCGCUGCCUUUUUUUUUUUUAACCUAUUGUGAGCUUUGGUUUAUGUUGCUUUAAAGUAAAUGUUCCAGUAAGUAUUUGAAUUCUAUUGCCUGAUAAUUGUUUUGAUUAUACAGUAUGUUCAGGUAAAGUAGAACUAUAAACAUAAUUAUCAGCUCCAGAUAAUAUAUUGUGAGGCUACAAUGAUUAAAAUAGUCGAUUUUGGAUGAAAUUUUACAACUAUAGAAAAAAAAUAGAACUAGGGAAAUUUGAUAAAUCAUAAGCCAAAUCCAAAUUUUUUAAAUGGAACAAAAUUUUGUUUUGAAGAAAUACCUGAAUGAAACAGCUCCAGGAAACUAAACCUCAGUUUUCUAAACCUUUUGAACUAGGUUAUCAAAAUGUUCAAAUUAUAUUCAUACUUCAUUCUUUUUUAAUUCCUGACAUGAAAACUGUUCUGUCAUUUUAAGUAGUGUAUGAUCCUUUGUGACCAUUUUUGGGAUUGUUUUGGCAAAGCUACUGGAUUGUUUUGGCACUUCCUUCUCCAGCUCAUUUUAUAGAUGAGGAACUGAAGCAAGCAGUUAAGUGACUUGCCCAGGAUCACACAGGUAGUAAUUUGGCUUCUGAAGCCAAAUUUGAAUUUAUGAAGAUGAGUCUUCCUGAUUCCAAGUCCAGUGCUCUAUCCACUCUGCCACUUAGAUGCUCCAUGUGUUAAGAUUAAAAUUAGUUUCUAGUAAUAAAAGUAUUAUAUUUUAUGAGGUUUAUUAAAGAUUAAGAAAUAAAGAAAAUACAAAAUAAGAAAGAAUGUGCAACCUACAUUUUGUCGGCUAGGUAGAGAGCCACCUGUCCUGUCCCUAGAAGCUGAAGCCAAGAGAGCCUGAAGUAGGCGGAGUCAGUUUAAACACAAAUUGUGUUCUCACACUCAGGUGAGGACUCAGGAUGAGAUUAUAGGGAAAUCUGGGAACUAGCAAGGAAUUCUGGGGAUUGAAGUCUGGGGUUCAAAGCUCCAUUUUUACUCAUGAAAACUAAUAUAUUUCAAAAUUCCAAUUAAUUCUCAUCCCUUAAAAGAUAAUUUAAUAAUGUUGGAGGGGAUGUGGAAAAAUUGAAACACUAAUGCAUUGUUGGUGGAGUUGUGAACCAAUCCAACCAUUCUGGAGGGCAAUUUGGAAUUAUGCCCCCAGGGCUAUAAAACUGUGCAUAUAUUCCCUUUGAUCUGGUCAUACCACUCCUGGGUCUGUAUCCAAAAAAGAUAAUAAAAAAGGAGAAAAGACCUACUUUUACAAAGACAUUCAUAGCAGCUCUUUUUGUAGUAGUAUAAAAUUGGAAAUUUAGGGACUUUCCAUCAAUUGGGGAAUGGCUGAAUAAAUUGUGUGUAAAAUUAAAUUUAGUUUCUAUUAAUAAAAGUAUCAUAUUUUAUGAGAGGUUUAUUAAAGAUUAUUAGAAAUCAAGGUUACAAAAUAAUAAAAUAAAUGCCUAGGGCUGAUUAGCCCAUUCACAGCCUACUUACUACAUGUUGCAAUGUUCGAGUAGAGGAAGAGAGAGCCGUGUACAUAUCACAAGAGCAUAGAAGAGGAAGAGGCUGAAGUAGCCAUUACAGCCAGUUUAAAUACAAAUUGUGAUCUUGCCCAGGUGGGGACUCAGGUGAGAUUAUAGGGAAUUCUGGGAAGUACCAAGGACUUCUGGGGAUUGAAGUCUGGGGUUAAAAUCUUCAUUUUUACAUAUGCUACACAUUGGUGAUGGAAUACUAUUGUGCUAUAAGAAAUGAUAAGCAAGAUGAUUUCAGAAAAUGCUGGAAAGAUCUGCAGGAACUUCCAUAGAGUGAAAUAAACAGAGCAGGGAGAACAUUGUACACAAUAACAACAAUAUUGGAUGAUGAUUAUCUAAGAAAACUUGGCUACUCUCAGCAAUUCAAUGAUCUGGGAUAAUCCUGAAAGACUUAUGACAGGAAAUGCUAUCCACCUCCAGGGAAAGAACUGUUGGAGUUGUCUUUCACAUCGGUGUGUUUGUGGUUUUAUUUUGGGGUUUUGGUAAUGUAUGAGUGUUCUCUUACUACAAAGACCAAUAUGGAAGUGUGUUUUGCAUGACAAUAAAAUAAAAUUUAAAAAAAGAUAAUGUAAUAAAAUGUCAAAUUAACAAAAUUGAUUUCAUGUGAAAAUAAAAAUAUUUAAAUAAACUUA